AUCGAUUGCUAAUAUUAUUGAACAUAGUAUAGAAAAAGAAGAAAUUGAUCCAUUAGAACUUUUGGUUCAAAAUAAUUUACUGGCUAAUCAACAAUCUAAUAAAUCUAAAAGAUUACAAGUUUUUCAAGAAGAAGUUUUAAUAGAAUGGAAAAAGAAGCAAGUUAAAGAAGCUGAUGAUAAUUGUUAUUAUAUAGAACAAAUUCAUUUCUCAUUUUUUACUUCACAAGCACAACUUUUUAAAAAAUAG
Messenger RNA from Cetraspora pellucida, 247 nucleotides. The record is from the annotation of a GenBank genome assembly. Lineage: Eukaryota; Fungi; Glomeromycota; Glomeromycetes; Diversisporales; Gigasporaceae.